Messenger RNA from Toxorhynchites rutilus septentrionalis, 1027 nucleotides. RefSeq names its product endocuticle structural glycoprotein SgAbd-8-like. Gene Ontology annotation, cellular component: chitin-based extracellular matrix. NCBI's taxonomy places the organism in Eukaryota, Metazoa, Arthropoda, Insecta, Diptera, Culicidae. The transcript is spliced from 3 exons. The coding region runs from base 144 to 545 and encodes 133 amino acids. Gene Ontology annotation, molecular function: structural constituent of chitin-based larval cuticle. The record is from RefSeq and is a predicted model, not a curated record.
UGCAUAUAAAUACUACAUACAGGUACUGACACCUCCAGUACGAGGAUAGUUAUAGAGUGUUUCGAUCCGUGUGGAGACUCUUCAGCACAAAAUAGUGAUUACCAUUUGUGGCGAUUGUUUGUGUUUUUAAUUGUUUGCUGAAAAUGAAGUUAAUUAUAAUAGCCAGUGCUGUUCUCUUGGUAUGUGUUUACGGUGUGCCACAAGGACCUAUCUUGGAACCAAUCCCCAUUAUCCGACAGGAGCAAGAAAUUAAUCCCGAUGGGUCGUACAGAUGGAAUUAUGAGACCGGAAAUGGAAUCAUAGCGGAAGAACAAGGUUUCCUAAAGAACCCUGGAUCCGAACAAGAGGCACAGGUAGCCCAGGGCGAAUACUCGUACACAUCCCCCGAAGGGCAACUGAUCCGGGUGCAGUACAUCGCGGACGAGAACGGCUUCCAGCCCAUCGGUGAUCAUCUUCCCACGCCUCCACCGAUCCCACCGGCAAUUCAGCGGGCGCUUGAGUUUCUCGCCAGCCAACCACCCAGUAUUGACACCCGUCGAUUAUAGAGAAGAGCAUAACUAGCAAGAGUCGGUUCGCCCUAUCCAGCUUGGGCCGCACCUUACUGGAGAAACCUUACCUAUUCCUAAUUGAAAUCAAAGCUAAUCAUAAUCAGUUUGUCAGAGCGGACGUUGCUGAGAAUAAAAUGUAAAUUUUCGAUUGAAGCCAACAAUAAAUGAAAAAGCGAGUGUACUGAGAGUACAUUUUUUUCUACCGGCCGAAAGAGAUAAGUAUUAAGAUAUUAAGUACAUGUCCGUCUGAUGAAUUGUGUCGCGAAAUUAUGACCUUCUUAAAAUGCUAGUUGUUUGACAUACUAACCGAAGCUAGCUUCGGUCAUCGGAUAUAAUGGAUAUAGCAGCGACAUUUGGCAAAUACCCAACGAAGCCUAAGCAAAGGAAGGGUGUUUUCGCGAGGUGAUAACGUGAGCUGAGUACAAUGUACAUUUUGCAAUAAAAUUUAUGUUUGCGAAACAGUUUAUUGAAAGGAUCGA